This is a messenger RNA of Cyphellophora attinorum, 1395 nucleotides long. RefSeq names its product Protein AIM2. Gene Ontology annotation, molecular function: hydrolase activity. NCBI's taxonomy places the organism in Eukaryota, Fungi, Ascomycota, Eurotiomycetes, Chaetothyriales, Cyphellophoraceae. The coding region runs from base 1 to 1395 and encodes 464 amino acids. The transcript has 2 exons. The record is from RefSeq and is a predicted model, not a curated record.
AUGCCUCCACCAACAUCCAAGCCGGUUCCCGAAGACGAAACCCCGGAAGCCGCCAUCCACCGCCACUGCCUCGCCGGCAACAUCUGGCCCGGCACUCCCAAAGGCACCAUCACCACGCUCGCCGGACUCGAAACGUAUGUCGCCGGCAAUCAGAAGUCUGAGCUGCAGAUCUUAUUGAUUCAUGAUGCCGGAGGCUGGACGUGGAAGAAUUUGAGGUUGCUGGCUGAUGAGUACUCGGAACGUUUGGGUGGAGCAGGGGUUUGGAUGCCCGACUUCUUCCACGGCGAAGUCCUCACCCUCCAGCACCUCCUCGACGGUCGCUUCGACAAAGUCGACAUGCCCACCUUCACAACCAACAACAGCAAAGCCAACCGCCGGCACGAAAUCUUCGCCUGCGCAGCCGCUCUCCGCACCCAUCAGAACGCCACCAAAGUCGGCACCGUCGGCUUCUGCUUCGGCGGCUGGGCCGUCUUCCAACUCGGUGCGCAGAGCCUGCUCCCGGACGGUAGCGUCAAGGCCGCGCUCGACCUCUCAGAAGACGAGAAAGCAAGCGCUCGUCCACUAGUAGACGCAAUCAGCACAGGCCACCCAACCUGGCUGACGAAGGAGGAGAUCGAUCAGACCCGCGUCCCGACGCAGAUUAUUGCGCCGGAGCAUGAUUCUGUUUUCACGCCCGAGCUGAAGAAGUAUGCAAAUGAGGUGAUUCCGACGCUGGGAAUUGAGUACCAGUACCGCUACUUUCCUGGGCAGGUGCACACGUUCUGUAGUCGGGGCAGUCUGGAGGUGGAGGGGGAGCGUCGGGCUUGUGAGCGGGCGAAGGGGGCUGUGGUUGAGUGGUUCAGGGAGAUUCUUCCUCCCCAACUCGACCAUGUCCCAAUCCACCUCCACCACCACCACCGGACCACCCUCAAUCACACCAACCCUAUACUUCACCGGCAACGCCUCGAAGCCGCGAAAUACUGGACCUCGAUCUUCCCUUCCUCCUACAUCAACUCCACCACCAACUACCCGAACGACCCUUCCACGCCAAUCAUGCUCAGCUUGACGCUCAUGUCCCACAUUGAGCACCCGCUGAACCUACUCCUGCUCAACAUUCCCGCCGACCAAGCGUCUCGCUUCCCUUGGAAUUUCAACGAGUCGUUCUCCCUUACCGUCGCGGUCGAUACGCAAGAGGAGAUUGAUGAGUAUUGGGACAAAUUGGUAGGCAAUGGGGGCGAGGAGAGGGAGUGCUGCUGGUGCAAGGAUAAGUUUGGGAUGUUCUGGCAGAUUGUGCCGAGGAGGCUUGCGGAGGCGAUGGGCGGGGGCGGAGAAAAGGCGAGCAGGGCAAUGGACGCGAUGUUGAAGUGGAAGAAGGCGGAUAUUGGUGAGCUGGAAAGGGCUAUCGAAGGGCUUUGA